Molecule: messenger RNA, 1142 nt
Organism: Colletotrichum phormii
Lineage: Eukaryota; Fungi; Ascomycota; Sordariomycetes; Glomerellales; Glomerellaceae
Product: bola-like protein
Exons: 1
Coding region: 232-720 (162 amino acids)
Cellular component (GO): mitochondrial matrix
Source: RefSeq, a predicted model, not a curated record
GUAAGCCCAACACUGUCUCCGGCUAAAUCCCGGCAGCUCACCAAUUCCUUGUUGACGUCAACAGCCGUGAGCUUAGAAAUUCCGAAUUGAAGCUUCCCACCAAAAACUCUCCGAAUUAUUUUGGUUUCUCAAUUUGACUGCGACAGCCCCAAGCGACUCAAUUUGAAGCUAUCGCCAACAUCCUUCAAUCGCAAACCGAAUCUUCACUACCUCAAACAAUACCUAGUCAACAUGUUCUGCAGAGCGUGCCGUCGCGCAAUUGCGCUCCCCAAACCCACUUCGAACGCCAUCAUUGCCAAAGCUCCCCUCUCAAGUCUCUCGAUCCCAACAAGAAGCUACACUCUUCGAUCUACUCCUACAAACCCAUCAGUCAAGAGAUCUGUCCUCUCGAUCCGGUCAUCACCUCAAAUCAAUCUCCGAUCGAGCUCCAAGCGCUCCUACUCCUCCGCGACCGAGACCCCGACAGCCCUCGAGAAGCCCGACCACCUCGACGAUGCCGAGUCAACGAUAUGGGAUAAGCUGACCGCCGAGUUCGCGCCUUCAGAGCUCAUCGUCCAAGACGUUUCGGGCGGAUGCGGUUCCAUGUACGCUAUCGACAUCACGUCGGCUAAGUUCAAGGGCGCCAACAUGCUGAAGCAGCAGCGCAUGGUCAAUGCCGUCUUGGGCGAUAUGAUGAAGCAGUGGCACGGUGUCCAGCUGCGCACAAAGGCGCCUCAAUGAGGAUACCACGAAAUGAUCUGGCCAAUCGCGGCGACGAAAACGACUGUACUAUAGAAGAAAGUGUACCGAUAACGACCAACACUCGACGGAGCAAUCCCAACACGCGGACGUCGAAGGCUGAAGUAAAGAAACAUAAGGAAGGCCGUUCCAUCAAGUUACGGACGGAAGUUGUAUGCUACUAUGCUUUUAAUCUGGACAACACCAAGUUUACUUCUUACAACAAUUCUAAUCACUCGAGCUAUCGCGAUCCAUCUAUGUGUUUCCCCGGUGCAGGCUUCCAGGUCAUUGAGGUCGCCGCAAAAGUUAGACCGAACUCGUCUUUGCCUCAAGCUGUUUCUCAACCACCACAAACUUUGUCGCAAUGUUUGCUGCUAUCAUUCUUAUCCUGCCUUAUCACCCUGUUACUUCCCCUGCUCCAGCCA